GCUGGAAGCAGAGCGAGCUGUGCAUUUGCUGAUCGCAGCACAGAAGAGAAGGAGUAUCCUAACAACCAACAAAACACAGCACUUUCAAAGAGAUCCACUCUGCUCAGGAGCUAACCUUAUUGUUGGCUAUCAAUUCCUCUGCAACUGAAGCCACACGUACACAAGCUCGGAUGCUGGAUUUAUCCAUUCAAGGGCAUGCUUAACCAACUGGAUUACACCUCAUUAUCAUUUUUGGUGCUCCAGACUUGGGGUUUUGCUUAAAAGAAGUUCAGACCCCUUUAUGUGUGAUUUAUUGUAAAUUGUGGUAGAUUUUUUCUUUUACAUUUUUUUUUAUUGUUUUCAUUUUUGCUCUUUUUAUCUGAGUUGUGCAUCAAUUUUGGGAAUAAUACUGAUUUUCUACGGACUUUUGGAAGCAAGGCAAGGAGAUGAAGGUGGAUCCUAUUCGCAUCUUUGGCUUGACGUUUCUCUUAAUACUUGUGAAGCAGGUAUCUAGCUCCGGGGUCUUCCAGCUGGAGCUUCAUGAGUUUAUCAAUACCAAUGGGAUGUUGGUAAAUGGGAAGUCCUGUUUACCCAACUGCAGGACCUUCUUCAAGAUUUGCUUGAAACACUACCAGACGGUGGUCUCCCCCGGAUCCUGCACCUUUGGCAGCGUCAUCACUCCAGUCCUUGGAUCCAACACCUUCAGCAUCAAAGGGAUGGAAGGGUUUACCAACCCCAUCAAGUUGCCCUUUAACUUCACAUGGCCGAAAACUUUUUCACUGAUCAUUGAAGCCUUUCAUUCUCCUACAGACCUCAGUCAGCAAGAAAUCAAGAUCAGUCAGUUUACCAUCCAAAAACCUCUUAAUGUGGGUGAAGAAUGGUCAAGAGACAUUCAGUCUGGAGGCUCACAGAUCCAGCUCAAAUUUUCCUACAGAGUAGUCUGCAGUGAGAAUUACUAUGGAGAAAGCUGUUCUAGACUGUGCAAGCCCCGUGACGAUCGCUUUGGGCACUAUUUAUGUGAACCUGAUGGGAGAGUGUCCUGCCUCAAAGGAUGGAAAGGCGAAUACUGCGCAGAACCCAUUUGCCUGGAUGGGUGCAGCGAGCAGAACGGCUAUUGUAACAAACCUGGAGAAUGCACUUGUCGCCCAGGAUGGCAAGGUCGAUUCUGCAAUGAGUGCAUACCCCAUAAUGGCUGUCGACACGGGACGUGCCAGAUUCAGUGGCAGUGUAUUUGUGAUGAAGGCUGGGGUGGUCUUUUUUGUGACCAAGAUUUAAAUUACUGCACUCAUCAUAAACCCUGCAAAAAUGGAGCAACCUGUAUGAACACAGGACAGGGAAGCUACACUUGUUCUUGCCCACCAGGUUUUAGUGGCGUCAACUGUGAAGACAAAAUCAGAGAAUGUGACAGCAACCCAUGCAGGAAUGGUGGCAGCUGUAGGGAUUUGGAGAAUGGUUACAGGUGUGAAUGUCCUCAGGGGUAUGAUGGAAGCCACUGUGAGAAAAGCGUUCUGAAUUGCGGCAACUCUCCAUGCUUUAAUGGUGGUACAUGCAGAGAGAGAGAAGUCGGGGCCAGCUAUACCUGUCAGUGCCCUCUGGGCUUCACAGGCUCCAACUGCGAAAAAAAAGUUGACAAAUGCACGAGAAAUCCCUGCCUGAAUGGAGGUCAGUGCUUUGAUUUUGGAAAAACACAAUUGUGUCGCUGCCGUCCUGGUUUUACUGGCCCCACCUGUGCAAUUAAUAUAGAUGACUGUGCAAAAAACCCAUGUCUAAAUGGAGGGAUCUGUACUGAUGCUGUCAAUGAUUAUUAUUGCGAUUGUCCACCAGGAUACAGAGGGAGAACCUGUAAUGUGAAAACCAUCGAAUGCAUUUUGCCUUGCAUGAAUGGAGGAACAUGCUAUAUUGGACCUUACGACAACAACUGUGAUUGUCCUCCUGGCUUCAUGGGGAGUCUUUGUGAGAAUCCAAUAGAACCCAAAGUAGAUUUUCCAUGGGUUGCAGUGUUCAUGGGUGCUGGCUUUGUGGGGGUUCUUGUGUUGCUCUGCAUGGUUAUAAUAACUUUUAGGCAUUUCCGUAAACAGCCCUUGCAUGAGAGUAAUACAAUGAACAAUUUAUCUGAUUUCCAAAAAGGUAACUUGAUUCCAGCAUCGCAGCUUAAAAAUAUAAACAAGAAGAAAGACCUGGAAGUAGACUGUGGCAUUGAAAAAUCAAAUUACAAACUGAAAAACCACACUUUAGACUGUAAUCUAACACACGGAAUGAUUGGCAAUGUCAGUAGUGGAAUCGGAAAAGGAAAUAAAUUCCAUAAUAGUGAGAAAUGUUUAGAAGAAGAGAAGUUUCCUCUUCGUUUUCACAGUGAUAAGCCAGAGUGUAGAAUAUCAACGAUAUGUUCCUCAAGGGAUUCAAUGUACCAGUCAAUUUAUGUAAUAGCAGAAGAACGGAACGAAUGUGUGAUAGCUACAGAGGUAUAAAACAUGAGUUGAAUAUUCAGAUAUUCAAUGUGCAAGGUGUCUGAAAAAGGACAACUAAGGGAAGAGGCCUGCCAUGUAGCUCCGUUGUUUACAGAAAAGGUCUUUCGUGGACUGGAGGGGAUUUUUUCUCAUGCAACUUGCUGCUUUCAGAAGAUCGAAAAAUCUCAGCUGAAGGGUUAAAAACUGUGAACUUGCAGGAUGCAAAAAAAAGACUUCAGCCUUUAGCUAUGGAUUUUGGAAACCUGAUCAACUGAAUGUAAAAAAAAGAACUGGAAGAAAACGAAACACAAGCAAGACAUAAGUUAAUGUUAAAGACAUUUUACUGUUUAAGCUAGUUCUUAAAGUGUCCUUUGAGUUUUUUACUCCAUGUCAUAAUGUAAAAUUGCAAAUGUGAGGUGCUGACAGCAACUGAUGUUGGCAGUCACUGCCAUAUCAAAUAUAUGUUUCAGGAUGUGGAUUCAGAAUUGUUUAGCUAUGCAGAAUUUAAGCUGUCACGGUCACCAUGUUGUCCUCCUGAGUUUUGAAGUGCCUAAAGCAUGUCCAAGAGUCUACAUUGUGUUGGCUAAUGUUCACUGCUUUCCCAUGUAAUACCUGAACAGUAUUAAGCUAAGACAAUUGUUUUCACCAUACAUACACCAGCAAGAGGUUUUUGGAUGAACUGCUGUAAAGCAACAAGUGGAUAUUGCUGUAUCUAAAAAAAAAAAGUUUUUAAUUAAAAUUCUUGGGCAUUGUGUCCAUAAUGCUGUUUGGCCAGCAACCUUUAGUCAAAGCCUUACAUUGCGUACCAUGUCAAUCAAGCUGGGCUCUUUUAAUAAUUCCUUUUGCACUACUUAUUGUGAUUAGAAGUAUAUUUUGUAUUGAAAAAGAAAACACUAUAAGUGUUGUAAUUUCUCUCUAUUUAUCACAGCCUUAAUUUUGCAGGAAAGCCUCAAAUGCCAUCAAAAUAAUGCAUACCCAUUGUAAUACCUGUAGAACAUUACAACUCAUCACACACGUAUCUAUUUAUAUAACAUGACGACAAUAACCGAAGAUGGAACAAUCUAUGAUAACUAAGCCAGUUUUUCUAAAGAGGUUUCCACUUGUUUUAUUACAGCAUUAUAUUGUAUGGUUUCAGAAUAAAGAUCUAGGACGGUUUGUCAUCAAAUAGUGCUACAUUGCUUCCACUGUCAGGCCUCUAAGUAAUGACAAGCAAUAAUCUAUUCCCAUACUAACUGGUUCUACAGUAUUCUGAGUCUUCAUUUUUUCUUGAAAACUCUAAGGGUGAAGACACACAGAGCUACUAGUAGCAGCUACUUUUUCAAGGCUACUAAACUCCAGAGAAUACCCUGCCACAGACAAUACUGAGAAUUGCCUCUGCUAAAACACAUGUAGAGAAAAUUAUCAGUAAAUGAUAAGCAUUCUUUUUUAGUAGCCACAACUAUUAGCUGCUACUAGUAGCUCCAUGUGUCACCCUGAAAGCUCUAUUGAGGAGUGUCCAUACUGUUAAUCAUGUUUGCAGUCUAAUGUCGAUUCCGACAGCAACGUCACUGUGCUUGAAAGCUAGAAACAUUGGAGUAGUCAACAGCAUAUCCUCCAUUCUUUAUCAUGUAAACUGCAACAAUAAUUAACAGGCUAGCGGAGAUUAGCACUUCUAGUUAUCUCUUAACAGGUAUUGGUUAGUUUACUACCUGAACAGUGAAAAGUAAAAUGGAAUAUACGUACUACUGAACUGUCACCAUACACUUUGCAAAAUAAUCUUACGGAAACCUGAAAUACCGCAUAAGUGGCCUGCGGGAAUUGACUCCAGCCCACAUAUCAACUCCAACAUUCAAUAAUAAAAGUUAAGAUGUGGCUUGCUGUCAUUUAGAAGCCUAGCAUUUCAAUAAUUUAAUGAAAAAGAAAUCAAAAGCACUGAAGUUUUUACAUUUUAUAGCAUUGUUAUGUAUAUAAUGUAUAUUUAUAACCAAAACAAAUGUAAAUAUGUUUAUUUCUUCUUAUGUCAUGUUUUUAAUGUGCUAGCAAAAAAGUCUGAAUUUUAUUUUUUUUUCCAAACAAUGAAAAAAACAUCUUCCAUCAACGUA
Xenopus tropicalis (tropical clawed frog) is the source of this 4507-nucleotide messenger RNA. RefSeq names its product delta-like 4 (gene dll4). The transcript has 11 exons. Gene Ontology annotation, cellular component: plasma membrane bounded cell projection; membrane. The record is from RefSeq and is a predicted model, not a curated record. Gene Ontology annotation, molecular function: calcium ion binding. The coding region runs from base 426 to 2447 and encodes 673 amino acids. Lineage: Eukaryota; Metazoa; Chordata; Amphibia; Anura; Pipidae. Gene Ontology annotation, biological process: nervous system development; cell communication; cell differentiation.